AUGGAACCUAAAAAAAUAAAAACCAAGAAAUAUACUUUCAAGAGUUUAGAGGUGGAAGAAUUAAGAAAGCUAGGAUCAUUGAUUGUUGAUCAAGAAAAGUUUUGUAGCAAGUAUGGAAGAUUGUUGUAUCUCCUCAGAACCAAGAUGGAAGAAGGAAUCCUCUCCACUUUGAUUCAAUUCUAUGACUCAUUGUAUCAUUGCUUCACCUUCCCUGAUUAUCAACUAUUGCCUACAUUGGAAGAGUAUUCAAGCAUUAUUGGGUUACCUAUUACUGGAAGAAUUCCUUUCACUGGUUUAGAACAAGAUCCCAAGCCUUGUGAGAUUGCAAAAUCUACUCACUUGAGAAAGGGAGAAAUUGAAAAGAGCAUGGUUACUAAAGGAGGAUUACCUGAGUUACCUACUGCGUUCUUAAUUGAGAAAGCUCUCACCUUGUCACAAGAAAGAAAGAAGGAUUGGUUACCUGUUGGGGACACUUACUAUUCUAUUCACCUCAGAAAUUCCUAUAGAAAGGGAAUGGUUACCUGUUGUACUCCUUUACUAUACAAGUGGUAUGUAUCUCAUAUGCCUGACACCUAUGAAUUCUGGAGCCAGAAAGAAGGAUUGAAAUGGUCACACAAGAUCAUGACUCUUACCAACGCUGAGAUUGUUUGGACAAACAAUACCUUUUGUAGAAUGAAGACCUUGGACUGCUGUGGUGAUUUCCCUAAUGUACCCCUCAUUGGUACAAAAGGAGCAAUCAGCUAUAGCCCCGUGUUAUCUCGUCAUCAAUUUGGGUUUCCUAUGGAUAAAAGACCAAGGAGCAAUUUACUGGAAGGAUUCUUUCUGGAAGAAAGAGUUGAGAACAAGGAGUUUAGAGAAAGGGUUGCUAAUGCUUGGCAUCCAAGCCAUAGAAGAGAAAUCAAAGAUUGGAAUACAAAAGGAGAUCUAUCCCCUGAGCCCUUUGAUAAUUGGGUCACUACCAGAGCUGUUGAAAUGAGAAUGCCUAUUCUCCCUGAAUCAUCUGCACCCCUAAUUGAGGAGUAUGUUCCACCCACUGUAGUUCCUUCAACAAUUGAAAGCCUCCAAUAA
Messenger RNA from Vicia villosa (hairy vetch), 1068 nucleotides. RefSeq lists its product as uncharacterized. The record is from RefSeq and is a predicted model, not a curated record. NCBI's taxonomy places the organism in Eukaryota, Viridiplantae, Streptophyta, Magnoliopsida, Fabales, Fabaceae. The transcript has a single exon. Bases 1 to 1068 code for a protein of 355 amino acids.